UAUUAAAAGUUUCAAAGACAGAUUUUGGGAAGAUAAAGAUGGGGAUGAGAUUUGAAAGAGAUAGAAUUUACUGAAAAAGUAGAAGUCAGCUUGGAGUUAAAAAUCUGAUUUGGAACUGUAUUAUGGGAGAUAAAAUCUGAAGAAUCUGUGAAAAAGAAACUCUCUUGGGUAACCUGUCUUCUCCAGUCGUCGAGAGUGAGAGAUCUUCAUCAGAGACAUCAUUUAAGAUCAAGUUUCAUUUCUUUCACCUGAUUAAUACUCAUUGGUGAGUGCUAUGGAAGAAAUAUGACUUGAUGUUAAUAAGAAGUUGUAACUUACAAAGCGGGAGAAGCAAAGUCUCUCCUUCUGAGGCCCUCUAAUACUCUCUAACAGAGAAGGUGCGUAAUGUCUGUUUCUUCCUGAUGACAUAGGAGUGUGGCGAGUCG
Molecule: messenger RNA, 425 nt
Organism: Moneuplotes crassus
Lineage: Eukaryota; Ciliophora; Spirotrichea; Euplotida; Euplotidae
Source: the annotation of a GenBank genome assembly